Trichoplusia ni (cabbage looper) is the source of this 3466-nucleotide messenger RNA. RefSeq names its product transcription factor cwo (gene cwo). Gene Ontology annotation, cellular component: nucleus. The coding region runs from base 472 to 1842 and encodes 456 amino acids. The record is from RefSeq and is a predicted model, not a curated record. Gene Ontology annotation, molecular function: protein dimerization activity; RNA polymerase II cis-regulatory region sequence-specific DNA binding; DNA-binding transcription factor activity, RNA polymerase II-specific. Lineage: Eukaryota; Metazoa; Arthropoda; Insecta; Lepidoptera; Noctuidae. Gene Ontology annotation, biological process: anterior/posterior pattern specification; regulation of transcription by RNA polymerase II; regulation of neurogenesis. The transcript has 9 exons.
ACGACGCCCACCCUACACUCUAUGCAACCUAAUUGCAAGUAAAAUUGUUUUAGUACACGCUGCAUCUCCAUUUUAAGUCGGAAUUCAAAGUACACGGCACGAGCAGUGGAAUGUGCCCCGGCAUUCCGGCGCCCCGUGCCAUAUUUUGACGCCGCCGCCGCUGCGUCACAUGACUUAAACCGGCCGGUGUUUAGAGUACAUCCGUUCAGAGUGCCCGCGAACCUCACUGGGUGACGACGUUCACGCUCCGCUCUAUACAUGCAGUUAAAUACGAUAACAAUAAAUUACAUUCGCUGUGAUUGUUUAUCGAAAAUGGAUUGCGAAGACCUUACAUAAGUGCUUCAGCUUGUGAGAGUGUAUUAUUAUAUCCGUGAAAGGAUAAAAUGUAAAAAGACAAAUUGUAUUUUAUCAUCUGUGUUUGUGAUACAGUGUACUGUUGUAUUUGUUGUGACAGAAAGUGAAUACCUAGGUAUGGAAACACGAAAUUAUUGGGAGGAGAACGGACAUUCCGUUAAAUAUGACAACUACAACUCCAACGACGGCUUUGGCCGCGUGGCCGGCGAGCAGCUCAACUUCGCCGCGCCCUCGGAGGACGAGGCGGAGUACCCGCCCGGCGCCUACCUCAAGAAGGGGAAGGUCUCGAGGCAAGAUCCGAUGUCGCAUCGCAUAAUCGAGAAGCGUCGCCGCGACCGCAUGAACAACUGCCUGGCGGACCUCUCGCGGCUCAUACCGCCCGAGUACCUGAAGAAGGGCCGCGGCAGGGUCGAGAAGACGGAGAUCAUAGAGAUGGCCAUCCGCCACCUCAAGUUCCUGCAGGAUCGCGCGAACGCCGCUGACCGGCAAGUGGGCGAGGAACACUUCAGAGCCGGCUACCAGGACGCCGUGGCCGAGGUAAUGCGGUUCCUCAUCGAGGUGCAUGGCUACGGACCUGCUGAUGGACUCUGUGUUCAACUGUCUGCGCAUAUGCAGAGGCACUGCGAGGCUGUUGCUAAAGGGGAGCCAAUAAAUCGUGACGUGAAACCCCGCUCGCACCAAGGCUCAUCAUCCGAGACAGCCAGUUCGUCGGGCAGCUCCCACGGCCACGGCUACGCAAUGAAGCAGGGCGUCAUCGCGCAGGCGCCGCCUCCCGCGCCGCCGCCCUUCAUCAGGGAACCCUACGAAGAACGGCCCACGGAGACACCGUACCCCAUGGAAUGUGAUCGAGUAUCAGUGGCCCAGACCCCUAUGGUAGGGGACGGAGAAGUCCAGCCCGAGGACGAGCCCCUGCCCUUGGACGGGCGCCGCAAGAGGGAACCGAACCUACGCACCGUGCGGAAGCCCGAACACACCGAAGACUUCCUUCACUCCUACAAGUUCAAGAACUCCAUCGAAAGGCGAUUCUCCAGAUCCCAAGACACUGAGGUAAACGUGCAGGCGGCGGACAUGCUGGCCCGCACUGCGCACGCGCACGGCAAGGUGUACUCGCACAAGCGGCGGCGCGCCGCCAAGCCCGCGCCCUCCACCUCCACCUCCGCGUCCGGGUCCACGGAGGACGCGCGGGACACCUCGCCACAGGACACGUCGAGCGAAUCACCUCAUCAUCAUCAUUACGACAAGCCACCUCCUCCAACGCAAUACGUUCCUGUAUUUGCGUUAAAUGCUCUAGGCAAGUACUACGUCCCGCUGAGCGUGGAGUACGCAUGCCUGGCGCGACACCUGGGCCCCUACGACGUGCUGGACGCGCGCGCCGUGGCGCUGGCCGCGCCGCUGCACCCCGUCACCAUCCACGUCAACUUCCAGCCCUGCCUCAACUACCACGUCAAGCGCGAGCCCAACGACCGCGACCAGUGGCGGGCCGUCUAAUCACACCAACACGGCCCACAUACUGCGGCAAAAAUACCAAUCUAACCAUCGAUGUCGAAAACGUAUGGUAGUUAGCGACGCGCCCUAUUCGGAUGAACCCGUAUACUAAAUUGCGUCAGCGUCGGCUAAACCCACGUGAUCCAGUGCCUCGAGUACAUUGAUACAAGCGCCACUUAUUGUCAUGACGACUGUGAUGCUAUAGGGCGCCGACAUUUGAAUGAGACAGCUAAUAAUUUUAUGGACGUUAAUGGGGCAAUCUCCGGCUUCGUCAAUCAAGAGAUAGAGCAGAUUGCCCCGAUAAACGUCGCGAGCCAUAAUAGCAAAACUAUUACCCAAACUUAAAUAAUCCAUAUUUUUAUAAUUGACAGCUGAAUAUUUUCGAGUUUACCUAUUGACUAAAACAGUCACCUAUAGGUAUCUUCUGAAGUGGGUACUUACGUCCGUGGUGAUUCCAGGUGAAUACAUUUAAUACUUACAGCAUCCCAAAUAAAAUCUGAUCAGAUUUAUUCUACCUGAAUUUAGCUGUAUAAGUAUUUACCAAUAGCAUAAUCUUCGGCUGUUCUAGUCAAAUGAAAGUCAAAGUGAAGUGUUGUUUAAUGAACAGUGAUUUUGGCAUGUUCAUGUUCAGCGUACAUAAAUAAUUUAAGUAAAAACUACCUAAUGACGGAAGGUAUUUCGGUACGGACAUUUAAUAUAAAGGACCAUUUAAUUAUAAGAAUUUAACUAAGAACACAACUAUCGGUGUACCGUGAAACAAUUUGUUUGAAGGACUUUAAAUAAGGGUGUGGACUAUGUUUUCAGUGUUCUAAGUUAUGGCUGUGAUAUGUAGAGUAGUCAACUAACUGACCGCUGCGGUGAUUAUAAUCAAUGGUAUACCGAGGAUGGUUCGACAUUUGAUACUUACUAUAUUAGUUCACAGUAUAAGUCUUUGAAAUUUAAUGAAGAAAUAGUUUUAGUACCCUACUUUAAAGUGGUUCUAAUUUUCUUUUGUCAUUAUGUUUUACACGUUACUUGUACUGCUAAGUAUCAUGUGCAGAAACAGCUUUAGAUCAACUGCUGAUAAAUCUCCUCAGAAAUGGGUGUUGCUAUUAAGUAAAGAUUAUUUUUAAUUAAGGUAACACAAAGCCAAACAUGAAGAUACAUAAGUGUUUUCAAUGUUAUUAAGACAUAUUUUUGUUUCCCACCUAAAUUCCGCUGAUUUAGUUUUCACGCGCUGGAAUGCAGGUGAAUAUUGUUUCUUAUUGUUAUUUAAUUGUAUGGAGGCACAGGUCAAUUAUAUAGCGGCGGCACUACGUCACUGCAGCUAAAUGUAUUACAAAGCAAUCGUGACGAGUGCCGGCAUUAAAUAAUACACGUGUAGUGGUGAAUCAUAGUGACAAGGUGUGGUGUCCACUCACGGACAAGAUAAAGACUGAGGUUUUUAUUUAGAACUAGUUGAUUUUAUGAUUGCUUAACUUAGAUUCUUACCCAAAUGAAAAGUUGAACCAACUGUAGGUAAGAGUUCAAUAUGUAAAGUGUCAAAAUUUACGUAAGUUAGUACUACCAUUAAAAUAGUCUGUGAAAUAUAUACUUUAUAUUUUGUAAAUAAACCUGUUUAAGUAAUAAAUGUUAAAUAUUUUAAUGA